AAACUCCCGGCCCUGAUGAUCAUCCUACUCUCCGCAGAGAGUCUGGACUUAGUUUUCUAAAAAAAUCCAUCUCUUACUUUAUGCCGCGUAUAGCAAGCGACUGGGAUCCAGUUGAUAUGAAAGGAAAUCCAACAAGGUCAAUGGCCGUAAAUAAUCUACUGAAGAGUAUUGAGAGGGCAGAGCUAUAAGACAGUUAUUCACAUCUAAACAACAUGAAGUUCUACAGUACUGCUCUCUUAAUGGCCGCCACAUCUGCCAUGGUGAUGGCUGCCUCGCCAGCCCCUAUGGAGCAUAUGUGCUCUCCGUCCAACAACAAUGACAAGUGCGAAGGUCUUAACAAGCAUAUCGACACCAAUCUGCACUGUAACUUGAGCGGUGAUGACAAGUGUUCCACCUCCUAUUGUUGCAAGGAUAAACACGAUGAUGACGAUAACGACGAUGACGACGAAAUGAUGUGCGCUCCAGAUAAUAACCAGGGCAAAUGCGAGAGUCUAGGUAAGAAAAUUGACAAGCACGUGACUUGCUACAGAUAUGGGGAUGAGAAGUGCACCAGCUCUCACUGUUGCAAGGACCACCAUGGGGAUGGUGGUGCUAGUGAUCACGAUGAUGAUGAUAAAGGCGACAAGAUGAAGUGUUCUCACGAUAUCAACCAAGGCAAAUGUAAGAGCCUAGGCAAGGAUGUAGAUAAAGCACGAGACCUGUUACAGAUAUGGUGACAAAAAGUGUGCCAGCUCUCACUGCUGCAAGGAUAAGAAGUAAGGUGAUGCCGAUACUGAUGAUGGAGAGCAUGAUAACGGCCAUCUGACUCAGAAUGCUCAAACAGUACCAGCCGGGGGAAAUGGUUUAUAGAAGAAUCGGCUGAUAAGGGCAACGUCUAUAUCCCAAAUGGUUGCUCGUGUAACUAUUCGAUAAUAGAGUACACUGUGAAUAAAGGGCCCAUACUUAUAAUUAUAUACUAAUUGGGGAUACUGG
Messenger RNA from Sphaeroforma arctica JP610, 972 nucleotides. RefSeq lists its product as hypothetical. Bases 213 to 716 code for a protein of 167 amino acids. The transcript is spliced from 2 exons. The record is from RefSeq and is a predicted model, not a curated record. Lineage: Eukaryota; Ichthyosporea; Ichthyophonida.